GACGCGUUUCAGGAAGUAGUUGGCGCCUGAAGCUUCGUUUUCGGAUAGCUAGCACGCUAACCGUAACCAUGAACGACAUACUCGUAUUUUGAAGUUUCGCCUCAGCGUUAUAUGAGAAUUUCGAAAUGAACGAGAUGGAAUUCAGCGUUCCCCUGUCUUCUUUGGCACUUCUGGUCCCACCUCUCCGGUUGAUGUCAGCUGUGAUGUGGGAGGUGGUGAGACAGAGGAACAUCAAGCACUAUGGUAAACUGGAGGAGUUUGUGUCCAUGGUAACGGAUGCAGUCCCUGAACUGAUGAGCAAAAGAGAAGGAAGACUGCUCUCACUGGGCCUGAGGGCUCGGACAACUCUUGAACUUUUGCGCUCAGAACAUCCUGAAGAUCUCAAAGCAGUUGAGACUCAUCUGAACAGAAUCAGAACUUCUUGCAUUGAGGAGACAAACAGCCCUGUGAUCGAAGCCCCAGAAGCGAAUUUUAUGAAGCUGGUGCAGGGCCUCAUUGAAGACACGGAUGGCAGGGAACAUUUCCUUAAGAACGUGUUUCCGGUGGAAUACGGCCCCGACUUUGACACAGCAUUAGAAACUCUAGUUUGUGAAUUCUUCUCCAGGCUAGAAGAGCUCCUUCCAAUCCCAGAUUUCAAACAGACUGCAUCCUGGAUCAGUGCUGCCCCCGCUGUCCUGGAGGAGUACAUGCAGUGUGUCUCAAAUGGAGAUGACCUCAAGUUUCUUCUUCAGAGCAAACAGUGCCAUGGGAAGCUGGCAAAGAGUUCUGUUGCCCCGUUCCAAUCCGAUGAUCUCCUUAUUCCAUCUCUAUCGCUCCCUCCGUCCCUGGAAGUGGCCAUCUCUUCUCACCCGAGUGCGUGUGACGACGACGUCCACAACGACGACGGCGUUCCUCAGAUCGUCAUGUUUGACGAAGAGCUUUCCACAAACCCUUCCACGUCGACCGACUUCCCCGAGUUACCAAAACCGGCCGACAUCUCCUCAUCUGCCUGCAGCAAAUCGCAGCCAGAGGUCCAUAAAUGCUCAGAGUGCGGCAAAUGCUUCAAGCAUCACUCUGUCCUGAUGGAGCAUCAGCGAGUCCACAGCGGCCUCCACCCCUACAACUGCUCCGUGUGCGGCCGAGCGUUCAGAACAGCCACGCUGCUCGCCGGACACCGACUCCGGAAAUGUAAGAACGCCGCGUACCUCUGCAUCAAAUGCGGGAACAACUUUCCCACGUCGCUUGACAAAUUCCGACACCACUGUCCGAAGCGGGGGCGAAGCUAUGACUGCCAACAGUGUGGGAAGAGUUUUCCGAAGUCCAGCGGCCUGAAGGAGCACCUGCUGACUCAUGCUCAAAGCCGCCUUUUCAAGUGCAGCCACUGCGGCCUGGGUUUUUCCGGAAUCGGGGACCUUAAAUACCACCAGCAGGUGGAUCACGAAAAGCCUUACAAGUGCAGUCGAUGCGGGAAGAGUUUUAUUUCUCCAAAGAGCUUAGCUAAACACCAACAACGGCACGAAGGGCACGGCGAAAUCGGGAUGGGAAAGCUGAUGGGCGGCGGUAAACAUCAGAAAAGUGGCUUAGGUCACCGGACUUCUUCGUUGCUGUCCUUGAGGAAGACUUCUUUCAAAGCGGGCUACCCCCGAGGAAGGCUGACUCACAACUGCCCACUGUGUGGUCGCAGCUUCAAGUACCGCUUUGAGUUUCUGGAGCACCAGAGGUUCCACACGGCCGUGAAGCCGUACAAAUGCUCCCAGUGCGGCAAAGCCUUCCGCACCGAGGCGCACCUCUCAGGCCACCGGAAGCGGAAGUGCAAGAACGCCGCGCACAUUUGCACCAAGUGUGGCUGUCAGUUCAGGUCCUUGCACGAGCGCAUGCGCCACACAUGCGUGCAGCUGCUAACUAAAUAUGAGUGCUCCCACUGUGGCAAGACCUUCAAGAUGGCCCACAUGCUCAGGAACCAUCAAAUGAGCGAGCACCAGCUCCCCUACAGCCCCAACCACCGCUUCAGAUGCAGGUACUGCGACGAGACCUUCCCCGGCAUCAGCGAGCUGAAGUACCACCAGAGGGUCGACCACGAGAAGCCUUACCAGUGUCAGGAGUGCGGGAAGUGCUUCCUGUCGGAGAAAUGCCUGUCCAACCACGAGCUGCGCCACAACGACGAGCGGCCUGAAAGCUGCCUGGUGUGCGGUCGCGGCUUUAGGAACCGCUACGAUUUAAAGCAGCACAUGCGCACCCACACCGGGGAGCGGCCUUACCAGUGCACGCACUGCUCGCAGUGCUUCUCCACCGCCGGAGGACUGAGGAGUCACACCAGGGUCCACACAGGCGAGAAGCCGCACGUUUGCCCCGACUGCGGCAAAGCCUUCUCCCAGAUGGGCGCCAUGCGCACCCACCGGCUGACCCACACCGGAGAGAGACCCUUCAAGUGCACGGUGUGUGGCAAGGGCUUCACAAUGGCACACAAAGUGACGGUGCACAUGCGCGUGCACACCGGCGAGCGGCCCUACGUGUGCUCGCAGUGCGGGAAGGCCUUCUCGGACGGAAGCGUGCUGAAGCAGCACAUGCUGAACCACUCGGGGGUGAGACCGUACCACUGCCAGAUCUGUCCCAAGACCUACACCUGCCUGAACCACCUGAGGAGACACCUGAAGAGCCACUCUAACAUGAACUAGCCCCGCCCACAUAGUCGCACACUAUAACACCAGGGCAGUAGCUAAUAACGGAUUGAAUCCACUGAAAAAUUGCACUUGUUUGUACUUGAGGACUGAAACGUUAGAGGACCAACAAAUCCAGAUUCAGACCCGAUGAGCCUAAAAAUGAACUGAACGGAUUCUUUUGAUCUUAUUUGCAAAGGUGAUCUGAGUGCAGCACAAGCCAAUCUCUGCUGUUAUGAAGAUCUUUGUUUGUUUCAAAUGUAUGACUAGUUUGCAGUAAACAUCUUUCUCCACAACGUCCUGCAACUCACAGAGGAGAAAACACAGAUUUUAAUAAUUAAACCCAGCUUGUUAUCAUUUAAAAAAAAGUGAAGAAAAAGAGCUUCAUCCUCAAAAUGAAGGUCUGCUGUUCUCCUCUGUGACCUCUAGGGGGUGCUGCGUACCAGAAUUGAGGUGCUGGAAUUAUGAAAGUUGCAGUGGUUACUUUUUUUUUUUUUUAAGUCUUUAAAAGACUUUUGUAAAUAUGCUGAAUAAUAAGUGCAAAGCAAUGCUGAUGGGCUUAAUUUUAAAACCAAUGUUACAUAACUGGCUCACUGUAGACUUUAAUUUUUUUGUUUUUUUUAGUACUUUCAAGUUAAAACAACCUUUUUUCUUAGUUUGAAUAAAUUUUACCAGGGAAGAAAAGCUUUACAGUAAUUUUUUGGACGUCGCUUCCUUAAACCUUAACAAGAAAAUCCAUAUUGGACGUGUUCGGUUACCCUUCAGCAAAAAAAAAAAAAAGGCUGCUAAUUAGAGUAAUUUAAACAUGUCGGAGAGACUUGAUUGAUGUUAAUGACGGCGGAAGAGCGUCCCUUUCCUGUUGUUAACGUUUUCUCCCUCUUGAUUAACAGUUUCCGCCUGUUUUGAUGGCCAGACAGAAUCUGAAGUGUUCAAAGCGCUGAUCAAAAGAGAGAUGAUCCCCUGAAAUGAGUCUUUGGCAGCGCCGGCAAACCACUUUAGUCAACAGAGAAAUCCCAUUUUCAUCAGCUCUGUCUUAAAACAUGCAGAUUUGAUUCUGAGGGGAAAGGAAAUUCAGAUUCUUAUGAACGCUGAUGGCUUCCAUGUGUGUCAGAAUGCCGCUGGAAAAACAAAUGUUUCUGCUACUAUACUCAGGUUUUUCACCUAAAAACCAGGGAUGAAUGUUUUUGCUUUAUGGCCAAACCUUUUGUUUUACACCUUUCUGUUGGUACUAUCAGUUGCAUUCAUUGCAUCCAUCUCCUUGCAUGUUUUUCCCAUUUGCUUUCAAUUCCAAAUGGAAAAUGUUGUAUUUUUAAAGAAAUUCUGCAAGUUUUUUUCCUUUUUUUUUCUCCUUAAAUCCCAGCAGGGUGCCAAAGAUUUCCUCCAGAUUUUCUUGGAGUAAUUGUUUCCUGAUUUUAGGCUGGUAUUAAGACAUCCUAAGAUGCAUGCAUCUCAACUUCUCCAGAGCCACACAGCUGCAAAACAAAAAAAAACCCUGCAAAUUUACUGUGGGAGCUUGCUAAUAAACACAGAUCUUUACCAGA
Oryzias latipes (Japanese medaka) is the source of this 4177-nucleotide messenger RNA. RefSeq lists its product as uncharacterized. Gene Ontology annotation, biological process: regulation of transcription by RNA polymerase II. The record is from RefSeq and is a predicted model, not a curated record. NCBI's taxonomy places the organism in Eukaryota, Metazoa, Chordata, Actinopteri, Beloniformes, Adrianichthyidae. Gene Ontology annotation, cellular component: nucleus. Gene Ontology annotation, molecular function: RNA polymerase II cis-regulatory region sequence-specific DNA binding; DNA-binding transcription activator activity, RNA polymerase II-specific.